UCUUUCUCUCCUAUAUAAUAAUUAUAUAUUUUGUUAUCUCCCAACACAACAAACCACUUUCUCUUGUUCUUCCCUAUUAAAAUUCUCCAUUAUCAUAUUUUUCUGCAAUCAAAUUUGUUCAUAAAAACAGCAAUACUUAUAAGAUCAAUAAUCAGCCACCAUGAUUCACACAAGACUCUUCUCCCCGUCUUUUCGCCUUCUUUCUUCAUCUUCUUUUUCAAAGAAGGGAAAACGAAAGCUUAGAGGAGGCUGCUAUGGCGAUGCGUUUAGGGCAGUAUCUUCAAUGCCGGAGCCUUGUCGAUCAUCGCCUCUCAGUGAUGAUGAGAGCUGUGAUUUUGACUGGGAUAGUCUUGGAUUUGGGCUAAUGCCAACAGAUUAUAUGUAUAUUAUGAAAUGCUCUAAAGAUGAGAAUUUUGAACGAGGUCAAAUGAGCCGUUAUGGGAACAUUGAGUUGAGCCCUUCUGCUGGGGUUCUAAAUUAUGGCCAGGGGUUGUUUGAAGGUCUAAAAGCUUAUAGGAAAGAAGGUGGAGGCUUUCUUCUCUUUCGUCCAGACCAAAAUGCUCUUCGUAUGAAAACUGGUGCUGAACGAAUGUGUAUGCCGUCGCCCUCCAUCGAGCAGUUUGUUGAUGCUGUGAAGCAAAUUACCAUUGCUAAUAGGCGUUGGGUCCCUCCGCUGGGGAAAGGAUCACUUUACAUAAGGCCUUUGCUCAUUGGAACUGGUCCUGUUCUCGGCUUGGCUCCAGCGCCCGAGUAUACUUUUCUAAUUUAUGCUUCCCCUGUUCGCAACUAUUUUAAGGAAGGUUCGGCACCCUUGAACCUAUACGUUGAGAAUGAAUUCGUUCGUGCAUCUCGUGGUGGAGCUGGAGGUGUGAAAACCAUUUCAAAUUACGCUCCGGUCUUAAAAGCUAUUACCCGAGCGAAAAGCCGAGGGUUUUCUGAUGUCUUAUACCUUGAUUCGGUGAAUAAGAGAGAUCUGGAAGAAGUUUCUUCUUGCAACAUUUUCCUUGUAAAGGGCAAUGUUAUUUCAACUCCUGCUACAAAUGGAACAAUUCUUCCAGGAGUAACCCGGAAAAGCAUCAUUGAAAUUGCCCGUGAUCGCGGUUACGAGGUCGAGGAACGGGCCAUUAACAUGGAAGAACUGUUUGACGCUCGUGAAGUUUUCUGCACUGGAACAGCUGUUGGUGUGGCCCCAGUUGGCAGCAUCAAAUGUAUGGAUAGAAGGAUUGAAUACCAAACAGGCGCUGACACAACAUGCCAAGAACUAUAUUCAACUCUUGUUGGGAUUCAAACUGGAACCAUUGAGGAUAAGAUGGGGUGGACUGUUGAGAUCUCUUGAGUUUUCAUCUGCCCCAUCAACAUGAAUCGUAAAUUGCAUAUCACAUGUCGAUUCUCUGCGGUCGGGUUGUCCGUAUAAUGUCUCAAAGUUUGGUAUUGUUUUACUUUUCAUUAGUACCAUAGCUGUAAACUUAUGUACAGAAUAAUUAACCAGCAAGCCUUCUCAAUGAAUUGAAUUUCAAUACAAGUUGGAAAUUUGUAGGAGGGGGAUCAAAAGCUGGAGAUUCAUAUGAAAAUGAUGAACAAAUUGAAAUCUUUUAUAUAUAAAUUUUGUGCAUUGUGAAGAAA
Molecule: messenger RNA, 1623 nt
Organism: Benincasa hispida (wax gourd)
Lineage: Eukaryota; Viridiplantae; Streptophyta; Magnoliopsida; Cucurbitales; Cucurbitaceae
Source: RefSeq, a predicted model, not a curated record